Guillardia theta CCMP2712 is the source of this 1008-nucleotide messenger RNA. RefSeq lists its product as hypothetical. The coding region runs from base 1 to 1008 and encodes 335 amino acids. The transcript has 12 exons. NCBI's taxonomy places the organism in Eukaryota, Cryptophyceae, Pyrenomonadales, Geminigeraceae. The record is from RefSeq and is a predicted model, not a curated record.
AUGAGCGAGCUGAUAGGCGAGCGGCUGUUCAAUGUCGGAGAAAUAUGGAAGCGGUCGUGGGCUGAUCCCGUGGUGAGAGGGGUGAGGAGGACAGCAGCUGAAUCCUACGUGAGGCUCCUGCUGCUGUUGCUGCUUGCGACUCACGUUUCUCUCCUCCUGCUGCCGUCUCAGUCGAUCACCAACGGCAAGGGAGAGAAGGUCGUGGUCGGCGGGCAGGAGGUCAAACUUUCCCUCGCCUUCUCCAUCUUCAUCACUCCCUCCGAGCUGGAGUGGAUGGAGGGCUGGGCGGCCGUCAAGGGCGAUCCUCGGGCGAGCUGGGAAAGGUUCUACCUGCACAUGGAUCCGUACCAGCAGCGGCUGAGGGUGACGACCGGGCCCGAGCAUGACAGCACGCUCAAGAUGAAAGUGAACCUGAGGGACUGCGAGGCCAUCGCAAUCCGCACCUUCGAGCAAAGUAAACCAACAACUGCAGAGACAAUCUACCACGAGCAGGAGUUCGCGGGCCUCCUUCUUCUCAGCCUACCCGAGACCCUCAAGCACGAAGCAUGGCUGGAUCGUCUCUUCCGGGUGUCAGGACGACCCCAGCUGGACUCCCAGCAAGGAGGAGCUGAGAAAUCCGUCAGAGCCUCCGAGCUGGAAGACUCUAAAGCAUCAACGAAUGGGGAGGAAGCGGCUGUGUCCUCCCGUCUUGGAUGGAGCUCUCCGCUCCUGGACUGGAAACGAAGCUCUACGAUAGCAAGCACAUUGUGCUGCAUGCCCUGCAUGGCAUCGGAGCUCUGCCUCUCCUUGGAUGACAAGACGGACUUUUCCGAGGACCUCGUGCGCUACGCCCUCUUGCCCCUCUUCUGCUUCCCCUGUUUCCGCUUCCUGCAGAGGAGGAGAAUGCAGGAGAUUUUGGGGAUGCCGAGAGCCUCCCCUCUGGACCUCAUGGAGAUCGCUUCCGUCGUCCUGGCACAAGAAGUGCGGGAGAUGCACGAGACCGACGUCCCAGCCCAGCAGAAGAUGUGA